UUGACCUUGAGUGCAUAAACCUUUGUGCCGUGACUGCCGUCGGACCUAGCGUUUCACUGCACUUUCCAGCAACUAGUCCUAUUACAUCAUCCUCCAUGGACGACUUCGACAUGGAUGCACCAUCCUUCUUCGGGGAAGGUUCAAACGAUGAUUUCUGCUAUUCCAUCCUCUCUCGCUUCUCCGGUUCCACCAAGGAAAGCCACUUGCAUCUCUGCGCCGUAAUCGGGGCUAUGUCUCAGGAGCUCAAGGAACAAAAACUCGCGUCCUUCCCUGUCGCUUACUUUGGCGCCGCAUGCUCCUCCCUGGACCGCAUAUCAAUGGAACCCAACCCUCCCAGCCACGUCAUCGGCGCCCUCCUCACUGUUAUAUCCCUCCUCAUCCCGAGAGUGCCCGCUGCGGUGCUGAAGAAGCAGAGGGAGUUCUUGUCGGAGCUGGUGGUGCGAGUUCUACGGUCGUUGGGGGAAUCAGAGAGUGUCAUGAUUUCAGGAUUGACGUGCCUUUCGCAUUUGUUGAUUAGAAGGGACGGUGUGAAUUGGUCCGACGUGUCUCCGUUGUUCACUGUGCUGUUGGGGUUCCUUACUGAUUCACGACCUCAGGUUAGAAGGAAAUCUCAUUUGUAUCUUCGUGAUGUCUUGCUAAACUUCCAAAACUCUUCCCUCUUGGCCUCCGCAAGUGAGGGAGUAAAAAAACUUCUGGAAAGUUUUUCUCUGCCGGCUCGUAGAGCAGAUGCUAAUGCUAGUGAAGGAACUGUGGGAGCUCAGCAGGUUCUGUAUAUUCUUGAUGCUUUGAAAGAGAGUCUUCCCUUUGUGUCGCUGGAAGACAAGACCAGCAUUCUUGAGAACUACAAAAUUCUCUUGGAUUUGCAUGAACCUCUAGUCACAAGGCGCAUAACAGAUGGCUUGAGUUUUCUUUGUCUUUACCCAACAUCAGAAGUUUUGCCCGACCCAUUACUUGAGUUGUUGUGCUUGUUGGCUCAUUCUAUCUCAUCAAAUGAGACUUCCAGAGAGGGAAUGACAUUUACUGCUCGCUUGCUCGCUACUGGAAUGAAUAAAGUUUAUUUGCUCAAAAGACAAAUAUGUGUGGUUAAGCUCCCUCUUGUCUUUAAUGCUCUCAAAGAUAUUUUGGCAUCUGAUCAUGAAGAGGCAAUAUAUGCAGCCACUGAUGCCUUUAAGAGCAUGAUUAACUCUUGUAUUGAUGCAUGUUUGAUUAAGGAGGGAGUGGAUCAGAUCUCUUUUAGUGAGGACAGAGGAUCGUGGAAGUCAGGACCAACCAUUAUUGAAAAAAUCUGUGCAAUUGUUGAGAGCUUACUUGAUUAUCGCUAUAGUUCUGUCUGGGACAGAGUAUUACAAGUUGUUUCAGCUAUGUUUAAUAAAUUAGGAAACAGUUCUCCUUAUUUUAUGAGAGGAAUACUCAAGAACUUGGUAGAUGUGCAAAAGCUGCAUGAAGGAGAUUUUCCCUUUAAGAAGCAGUUGCAUGAAUGCUUUGGAUCAGCUCUUGCUGCAAUGGGACCUGACGGAUUGCUGUCCUUUAUACCUCUGAAUUUGGAAGCUGAAGACUUGUUGGAUGCGAAUAUCUGGCUGUUUCCAAUCCUGAAACAGUAUAUUAUUGGUGCACGUUUAAAUUAUUUUAAAGAAGAAAUUUUGCCCAUGAUUGAACGUAUAAAGGAGAAGGCUCGAAAGCUUGAGAAGCAAGGUUUCAAGGUUUCAUCAAGGAAUGCAGAUGCCCUUGCUUACACUUUGUGGUCUUUGCUGCCUUCGUUUUGCAACUUUCCUGUUGACACUGCUGAAUGUUUCGGGAAUCUGCAAGGACAUUUAUGCAGAGAGAUAAAAGAGGAACCUGAGGUUCGCGGAAUAAUAUGCAAUAGCUUGCAGCUUCUGAUUCAGCAAAACAAGAAUGCUGUGGAAGCAAAUAACACAGAUUUUAAUGGGCAAGAUAUAGACAAACAAAGUCUUGUCUGUUAUUCGCAACAGGUUGCCAGGGACAAUUUGAACGUGCUGAAGUCAUCUGCAAAGCACUUACUAGUUGCUCUGGCAGACGUAUUCCUGAAGCCUUCAAAAGAUGAUGGUGGUUGUUUACAGCGUACUAUUGGUGAUAUUGCUUCCAUAGCAGAUAACACAGUUGUGGGGAAUUUACUCAUCCACAGAAUGAAUGACAUUGGAAAACGCCUUAAAGAGGCCGGCAGAGUAGACAAUUCCCAGAAUAUCAGUUCUAUGCAGAUUGAUGAAGCAUCAAAAGAAAUUUCUUCAGUAGUUAUCAAGGCACAGUACAUUGACUUUGCAGUUUCCCUGUUGCCUGGUUUAACAGAUGAAGGGAUUGAUGCAUUAUAUCAUGCAAUAAAGCCAGCAUUAAAGGACGCUGAAGGUGUCAUGCAGAAGAAGGCAUACAAAGCACUUUCAAUCAUUCUCAAGAGUUCUGAUCGUUUUGUUUCUUCAAAGUUGAAGGAACUUUUUGAGCUGAUGGUUGAAAUUCUUCAUUUAUGCCAUUUUUCUGCCAAACGUCACAGACUUGAUUGCCUUUACUUCUUAAUAAUUCAGGCUUCAAAGUCAGAGGAUAGUUUGGAGGACUUCUGGAGAAAAGAUGUUGAAGUUUUACUUGCCGAAAUAAUAAUUGCUGUUAAAGAGGUUAAUAAAAAAACCAGGAACAGGGCUUAUGAUAUACUUGUCCAAAUUGGUCAUGUACUUGGAGAUGAGGAGAGAAGUGGGAGAGAGAAAUUACAUGAGUUUUUUGACAAGAUUGCUAGGGGUCUGGCUGGACAAACUUCACAUAUGAGAAGUGCAACUGCAAAAAGUUUAGCUCGCUUGUCAUAUGAAUUCUCUGAUCUUGUUUUACCUGAUUUCAACUGGCUCCAACUCCGAACAGAAAAGAGAGAGAUAAUUAAGGCAAAUUUGGGUUUAUUGAAGGUAUUAGUAGUCAAAUCACAAGCAGAAGAGUUAAAAGUGCGCCUACCGAGCAUAGUGGAGGCUUUGUUGAAGUGGCAAAACAGCACCCAAAAUCAUUUUAAAGCAAAGGUUAAACUUCUCUUGGGAAUGCUUGUCACAAAGUGUGGACUGGGUGCUGUUAAAGAUGUCAUACCUAAAGAACAUAUGAAACUUCUUACCAACAUAUGCAAGAUCCAGGAACAGAAAAAGAGAAAAUGGGGUGCUAAAUCUGAGGAAACUAAAACACAUUUCUCAAAAGCAACCAAGUCCAGGCACAGUAUGUGGAAUCAUACAAAAAUCUUUUCAGAUUUUGAUGAAGAAAUUGACGGGACUUAUGGGGACUAUCUAAAUGCCAAGACAAUCUCUGGCAGGGGCAGAUCAGCAGCAACCUCAGUGAGGUCCAACAUCAGGCUAAAGAAGAAACUGCCUGAGGACGAAUCAGAUGAUGAACCACUUGAUUUGCUUGAUCGCAAGAAAGCAUGGUCUGCUCUGAGAUCAUCUGAGCAUCUAAAAAGGAAAUCAAGGUUCGAAGAUGAUGAGAUGGAGCUAGAUCCCCAUGGACGUUUGAUUAUCCGCCAGGAAGGGAAGCAGAGGAAGGAAAAGCCUGACGAACCCGAGUACGAUGCUAGGAGUGAGCCUGAUAGUCACUUGUCUGGGAGGUGUGGAACUAAAGCCCAGAAGCGAAGGAAAACAUCAGACUCCGGGUGGGCUUACACGGGAAACGAAUAUACUAGCAAGAAAGCCAGGGGAGAUGUGAAGAGGAAAGACAAGCUCGAACCAUAUGCAUACUGGCCACUUGAUAGAAAAAUGAUGAGUCGCCGACCACAGCAGUGUGCUGCAGCGAGAAAGGGUAUGUCAAGUGUUGUAAAGAUGACCAAAAAGUUUGAAGGUAAGAGCACUUCUGGUGUGCUGUCCAUGAAGAGCUUGAAACUAAAGAAGAAAGGCAGCGGAAAGAAAAUGUGAAUAGGGUCAAUGUAUAUUGGUAUAUCAUUGACGAGGUAGAUAACUAACCAUCCGGCAGUUCUGUUUACUUAUGAAAACGAUUUUAGGCUGUGUUUGUUUACAGAGACAGGACACUGAGAUAGGGAUACAGAGACACAAAAUCGUGUUUGACAGAAGAGACAUGGACAAAGACACUGAAUUAGUAUAUUUUGUGUCCAUCCUGACAAGAAAAACACGGUGACACUGACAAGGGGCAACUUAUUUUUCAUUAUUUUUGUUAA
Arachis duranensis is the source of this 4141-nucleotide messenger RNA. RefSeq lists its product as uncharacterized. NCBI's taxonomy places the organism in Eukaryota, Viridiplantae, Streptophyta, Magnoliopsida, Fabales, Fabaceae. Bases 96 to 3881 code for a protein of 1261 amino acids. The transcript has 18 exons. The record is from RefSeq and is a predicted model, not a curated record.